CAGUGUUAUGGUGGAGGUGGGCGGAGGUUCAGCUGCGUGUCACUUCGCUUUUUCGUCUUUGGUGUCGUUUUUGGUGUCGUUUCGGUGUCGUUUCGGUUGAAAUAUGUUGAAUCAGUAUAUCCAGGAACUCGAACAGGAUCCCUUCGAUGGAGAGGAAUUUGUGGAGCGACUAGCAUGGCGUGUCAAUGCCAGCAUCUCCCCCCCAGGCAGCACAGAGAUCGGCUUCAAUCCCGACCUCUUGCAUGAUGCAUUCACACAGGCUAUCAAGGACCUACAGCUCCUUGACGAGAGGACAGCGAAGAAAUGCGAGCGUUUGGAAGCGGCCGUGCGCGAGGAAGAGGUGAAGCACUGGCAGAAUGUGGCACAGCUCCUGGACAACAAUCGGGAGGCCUUCCAGAGCUUCCAGGAUCUGGACAGCCACAUCAACAGCGUGGCCACCAAGGUCGUGCACUUGGGCGACCAGCUGGAGAGCGUCAACACCCCCCGGUCAAGAGCCGUCGAGGCCCAGCGGCUGAUGAACCACUUCCGCGAGUUCCUCCUGCCGGGGCCCUUGGUGUCCGAGGUGUUCACGGACAAGCUGAAGAUAUAUGAAGCAGCUGACGUCAUUCAGAAACUACACCUAAUAGCUCAAGAAUUACCCUCCGGAAAGUUUGAGAACGCCAAGCAGAAGAUCGGCGAGAAGUACGACGAGAUCGAGAGGUCGCUCAUCAUGGAGUUCGUGAAGGCGCACCGGGCAGGAGACAAGGACCGCAUGAAGGAGAUCGCGGCCAUCCUGUCCCACUUCAAGGGCUACUCGCAGUGCGUCGACGCCUUCAUCGAGGAGGCGCAGCAUGUGGGUCCCAUGGGUGUUGCUGUGGGAGCGCUGAGAUCACGAGACUUGUUCCUGGAAGUGGUCCCGCUGUGCCACCGUUCCGAGACGCUCAUCAACGAGGUGUUCACCAACCCCGACCAGGUCAUGGGCAAGUUUGUGCUCAAUAUCUUCCAGGGUCAGCUGCAGGAGUACAUCCAGGCGAGGUUAGACAACAAGAGUGUGCCGGAGAUGUACCUGCGCAACCUCCACGACCUCUAUUGCCAAACGGUGAAGCUUUGCACAGAGCUGCAGCGCUUUAAUCUCGGCAACGACUCGCAGUUCCUCUCCAAGCUGACAAAAUCCAUCUUCCAGCGGCACUUGUCGUCGUAUAUCAGUGUUGAGACAAGAUACCUGAGGGAAAAGUUCAACUUGAUAUUAAACAGAUACUAUGACUCGAAAGGACAUCAAAAGAAGAAUAUACAGUCUGGAGGCAUCAACGACAUCAGGAGGAACAUUCAGGAUGUGAUCGGCACCAAGGCCAACAUCAACAUAGGCCCGGCUGCGGAGAACUACGGGGGCGAGACCUUCCUGUCGGAGGAGGUGGCCAUCUCCCUUCUGCAGGAGACCAAGCAAGCCUUCAAGCGAUGCCAGAUGUUAUCCACCCAGUCAGAUGUUCACAACAAUGCGGUGCAGAUAUUCGACCUUCUCACCAAGGCGCUGUUGAUUGAGCACGUUGAUUAUGCAAUAGAAUUAGGGCUGCAGGUGAUCCCAGGUGGGGAAGUGCGCUCACCCCCAGAGAUCAGCUUCCUCGAAGUCGUCCACCAGAGCAGCUCCAUGAUGAACCUCCUGGAUAAACUCUUCAGCGACAGCCUCGUCCCACUAAUAAUCUCAACCCCAAAACACGGAGACUGUCUGCAGAAGAAGAAGCAGCUGGGCACCAAUCUAGAGCAGAAACUGGAUCUUGGCCUCGACCGAACCUUAUCCGCCAUCACUAACUACGUCAGGCAUGUCCUCACCACUGAACAGAAGCGCACAGACUUCAAGCCUGACAAUGACGAUAUUCUCAUUGCCAACGUCACUCCGGCUUGCCAACGUGUCGUCAGGUGGAUUAGUGUGGUGGCAGAGCGCGUGAGGGACACGUUAGAUGGACACAACGUGGAGAGUGCGUUGCUUGAGCUCGGUUUGAGGCUCCACCGCACCAUCCUCGACCAUCUGAUGAAGUUUGAAUAUAGUGCCACAGGUGCCAUGGCCGUCAUCUGCGACGUCAAUGAGUACAGAAAGUGUGUCGCGAGCUUCAAAAUCCCUCUGGUGAACUCCCUGUUCGACACACUCCACACCCUAUGCAAGCUCCUCCAGGUGUCGCCCGAGAAUUUGAAGAUGGUGUGCUCGGGAGAUCAGCUGAGUGGUUUGGAUCGCACAGUGCUCGCCAGCUUCAUCCAACUCCGGUCCGAUUUCAAGACGGCGAAACUCGGCAACCAGCUCAAGUAAUCAGCCGAGAAGAGAGACGUAAUUUUUUUUUUCUUUUUUGACGGCGAAAGACAUAUGGCGACAUUCCACUUUAGUCUGUGCCUUUGUUUUGGUGGUUGGAUGUUUAUCAUUAUUGUUUUUUUGUUUUUUUUGUCAUGAUUUUUUAAAGCUUUUUUUGAAUUUAGUUUUCUUGUUUUUUAUGUUAUUUGUUUGUCUUUUUAUCUUCAUCAUGUUUUUCCCCCCCUUUAUUUAUUUAAUUUUUUUUUGCGAGUGUAUAUAAUGACGUACUUUUAAGUUAACAAUAACUCUUAUCACCCAAAAAAUAAAUAUAUACAUGAAUAUUUCUUGCGUCUUUCGUUACUGUGAUGCAUUUAUUUAUUUUUUUAUAUUGACUUUUUUUCCGUCAUGCAUCCCUAAAAAAUACAUAAAGCACAGAAUAUCCGAUAUCUUUGUUGUAGGGUAUAUAUGUUGUAGGGUAUGAUGUCAUAUUAUACUCCGGAUAUCACAAAAAUACAUUGCCUCUUGUGUAUUUUUUUUUUAGGAAAUAUUUUCUAAGAGAGAUUUUAAAGCGUCGAUAUAUUAUUCCGCGUUCACAUAAUUUAUUUAUUGUACAGAGUGAGAAAAAUUUAACCCAGUCGAGUGAUGUGUAAGUGAGAUUAGGUAAGAAAAUAGUUUACGAUUUAUAUGAUAAUGGAAAAUACAUAAAUGAAUAAAACAAAAACAAAAAAAAAUAA
Molecule: messenger RNA, 2991 nt
Organism: Penaeus indicus
Lineage: Eukaryota; Metazoa; Arthropoda; Malacostraca; Decapoda; Penaeidae
Gene: Sec10
Product: exocyst complex component 5-like
Exons: 16
Coding region: 104-2278 (724 amino acids)
Biological process (GO): Golgi to plasma membrane transport; exocytosis
Cellular component (GO): exocyst; cytoplasm
Source: RefSeq, a predicted model, not a curated record